Molecule: messenger RNA, 6522 nt
Organism: Lytechinus pictus (painted urchin)
Lineage: Eukaryota; Metazoa; Echinodermata; Echinoidea; Temnopleuroida; Toxopneustidae
Product: tyrosine--tRNA ligase, mitochondrial-like
Exons: 13
Coding region: 52-1455 (467 amino acids)
Biological process (GO): tyrosyl-tRNA aminoacylation
Cellular component (GO): cytosol; mitochondrion
Molecular function (GO): ATP binding; RNA binding; tyrosine-tRNA ligase activity
Source: RefSeq, a predicted model, not a curated record
CCAUACUGUAACAAAUUAUUCUGCGACUCGAGCUUGACCGUCACUGAUAAAAUGUCUUUUACGAGAGUUCCAUUGACCAUUAAGAGACUAUUAACGAGACACGUCCAAUUACAGCUUGUUAUUCAGAAUGGAAGACGGUCAUACUGCACUCACAGUAAUGUAUUGACUCUCCACCAAAGAGGGGUCUUCAAUGAUGUAUUCCCACCUCAAAGUGAUGAGUUGCCGAAGCUUCUGAUGUCCAGCCCCCAGUGCAUCUACUGUGGAGUAGAUCCUACUGCCGAUAGUCUUCACAUUGGUAAUCUUCUUGCCCUUGUAGCUCUCAUUCACUGCCAAAGAGCUGGACACCAGUGUGUAGCUUUGAUUGGUGGAGCCACAGCGUUGAUUGGUGACCCCAGUGGGAAGUCUACAGAAAGGGAGGCCCUACAUCCAGACCUAGUAGAAAGGAACGCCGAAUCCAUUCACCAGUCUCUUCAGAGAAUCUUUACCAACCACGAGAGACUUCUCUGGAAACGUGAUAAGACACUGCCAGAUAUCAGAAUAAUGAAUAACCAGGAGUGGUAUGAAUCAGAAAACCUAGUGCAGUUCUUAGCGACGUAUGGUCGCUUCUUCAGAAUGGGCUCCAUGCUUUCAAGACAGAGUGUCCAGACGAGACUAAGCAGCCCAGAGGGUAUGAGUUUCUCUGAGUUCACCUACCAAAUAUUUCAGGCCUAUGACUUCUUACACUUACACGAACAAUAUGGAUGUAAUAUACAGAUUGGAGGUACAGAUCAGCUGGGUAAUAUGAUGUCGGGUCAUGAUCUCAUUAGAAGAACAACUGGCAAUGACGUUUAUGGUCUGACUAUUCCAUUAGUCACAAGUUCAACUGGAGACAAAUUAGGUAAAACAGCUGGUAAUGCAGUAUGGAUUAACAGUGAUAAAACGUCAGAGUUUGACCUCUAUCAGUAUUUCAUCAGAAUGCAUGACAAUGAUGUGGAAAAAUCCUUGAAGCUUUUUACCUUCCUUCCUCUUCAAGAUAUUGAUGCAGUCAUCAGAAAACAUAAGGCCAAACCAGAGAAAAGAAAAGCCCAGAGGUUGCUUGCAGAACAAGUUCUUCUGCUAGUUCAUGGGGAGGAAGGCUUAAAUAAGGCCAGAAGAUUGACCGAGGCAUUGUAUAGCUCUGACCGUGGUGCCUUAGAGAAGUUGAGCUAUGAGGAAGUGAGCCAGCUAUUCCAAGGGGCAGGAUUGGUGGAGAUCAUGCUGGAACCCGGUCUCACCGUCCAUCAAGUUGCCGUCGCUUCAGGGGCUCUAUCAAAAGAUCGAGGUCUAGAUAUCAUUGAAGAUGGUGGACUCUAUGUCAAUCAACAGAGGAUCACCAAUCCCCAUGAGGUACUUCAGAAAGGCCUUCACAUCCUCAGCAAUAAUGUGACUCUUCUGAGAAUAGGCAAGAAGAACUAUACCUUGAUCAAGUGGGUCUGAGAUCGCUAGACUAUGACGCGUGUAAGAAUGCGGCCCAUCUUAGCAUCUCAUUGAAAAUACAUCUCCUCAAAGGAUCAUGGGAGGCAGAGGUCGGGAAGGACAUAGACCGACCAUAGAAAAACAUCAAAACAGUGCAAUGGCAUACCGAUAAAUUAAAUUGAGGGAUUUUUUUCAUGAUAUUGAAGGAUCGUCUCAUGAAUAAAGUUUCUGAUAUUACAAUGAAGUGACACCCAGUCAUCACUUUUAGUGAGUUUCACUGACUAAUUUGCCCUCAGCCAAUCAGAUGCAAGGAUUUUCAUUAGCUUGUAACAGCUGUCUUUGAAAAUCACUGAAAACCCUUUUCAUGCAACACUCCCUUGUGUUGAGAACCAGUGGGUUUAUCUUAAACAAACUACAUAGCAGUAUUAUGUAUGAUUUUUAAAAUCAAAACUUUCAGAAUUGUAAUUUUCACAACUUGAACUAUUAUUCAAACGGAGGAUGUAUGAGGAAUGUGUGUCUCAUUUCAUCUGUGCUAAAGUUAUGCAGAAUUUUAAAGCACCCUCUACAUUUGGUUCUAUUUGAUGAGUGUAUACAUUAUCUGUCAUGUUUUUGGCGAUAAGAUAAUCUGUGUGACAUUUGCUCCUGCGACAAUUGCUAAAGAUUCCACAUACUAAUUGAAUGGAUAACUUCAACCCUGGAUUUAACACUAUCCCUCGCCAUAAACCACAAACCUCACUCUACAUCUUAUACCAAAGGGAGCGACUUGGACAUUUUAUGUCCAACAAGUCUUGGGGGUCAUGUGGGUCGCAUUUAAAUGCCGACACGUACAUGAUAUGCAACGUGCAAUCUUAUUGAUCAAUACGCUGUAGUGCACGUCCUCUUGGCAUGAUCUGACCAAUACGGUCAUGUCUUUUAUACCACGCGCAACUAGACAUUUAAGUGCGACUCUAAGUCAUACUUAAAUCUUUGUGAAACACUCCCGUUUUAUCUGAUGGUUGCCACAGUAACGGUGCUCAGGCAAUCAAAAUCGUAGCCUCUUGUCGAGGCCCUGUCGGCUGCUUUCCGAGCGAACAUGGCAAAGGAAGGGAGAGAGCGAAGCAGAGCGCCGCGAGACAGGGCCUCUUGACAUCUGACCCGAAUUUCACCGACUUUCUUUUGUUUUUUAUUGUUUUUACCAAUUCACCGACCAAAAACUGGUCGGUGAAAAUCAUCCAAUGAGAGCGCGAGCUGCUAUGACUUCAUAUUAAAUAUUCAUGAGCUCAUCUUGAAUGGCGACCCUUGGAUUCUUGGCGAAGAGUGACGACGAAAUAUCAAAGAGCGCUGAAUAUGACUCUAAAAUGCUGAAUAUUGACCGAUUUAAGGAUUUGCAAGUCGAUGAAAUUAACUCUGCACUGAAAGGACGAGAUGUCUUUGUAAAUCUACGCACAGGAUAUGGAAAAAAUUUAAUAUUUCAUGCGAUUCCAUCGGUCGAACCGGGGCGUCGAUUAUUGAUCUAUCCUGUGCAGUGCAGUGAGGGAAGCUGGGGUGGAGUUGCUGGGAGUUGACUCGAGUCUGACCACCGGCUGAGCAGUAUCUCCCGGGAAGUUUCGGGGCGGUGAUGGGUCUGUUACGGCCAGUAGUAAUAGUAGUGUCCCGCAAUUAAAUGAAUCCCCUGCAGAAUAAUGGACUACUAUACUAUAUAGUAUUCCGAACCCAAAACGAAACAGCUCUGACAUUUCAUUGGUUUACUCGGUGACCGGUAAUAUCAUGACUCAUGUAUAUUCAUUAGGAAGACGUUCCUCGUGAAUAUAUAAUUCAGUUCAGAUGUCAAGAGGCCCUGGCUCGCGUCAGGCCUAAUUCGCUUCGCGAAUUAGGGAAUCCCUCGCUUCGCUCGGGAAGCAGCCGCCAGGGCCUCGACAAGAGGCUAUCAAAAUCGAGGAAAUUUGUCAUUUGCUUGUCGAAUGAAAAAUGUUGAUGAAAUGCUCGAGCAUUUGUCGAAGGAGCACAUUUAUUAUGUUGUUUGAAUAUACUAUUGCAAGGAGCAUAUGGAAUUUACAGUACUUUCAUAUUGUGAGCUUGUCACUAAAGAAAGUCAAAUCUAGUGUGAGAUUUAUAUAUGAAAUACAUUUUUAUUCCUUAAAUGAAAUGAAUAUUUACAAAAUUAUUUUGCUUCAUUAGCAAGAGGUGCUAUUUUGUAUUCAAAUUCUAUUUGCAGUUGAUGAGAGUGUUGUUUUUUCGCAAAUGAAAUAACAAAUUUCAUGAUUGUUGCAUAUUCUGUAUUGUCCAAAUUUCAUGAUUGUUGUAUAUUCUGUAUUGUACACAAGCAAACGGGAGGGUGGAUGUGCAAUGGUUCCAUGACAAUUGCUCUGCUCUAAAUUCCACACACUAAUCGAAUGACCAACUUCAACCCUGGGUUUAACACUAUACCCUACCCAAAACCUAACAAAAACUCUAUUGCAACCCUAACAAAUAGGCCAGAGCAAUUGUUGCAGGAGCUAAUGUCGUGACACCAUGUGCAUCGUAUGUACCUUCGCACACGUACCGUCCGAAAUGUAUUUUUACAGUUUGAUAUGUGAUCUUUGUAUACAAGUAGCAUCACAUAUAAUCAAGAAAAUAUAUGUGAACUAGGAAGUCAGACACCCAUUUUUUAAUCUUGUCUAUACAGUGGAUGAUUUCAAAUCUGGUGUUGGCAUUGGUGUUAGUGUUGGAAUUUUGAUUGCUUCCCCGAGCUCCAAACUCUUUUCUGAGUUUGUAAAACUGAUCCAGAUCACAUUAUUGACACCUCAAAAACUAGUCAUUGACUUUUAGGACCCUCUUCAUUUUAUGUUUGGUGUUAUACUCGUGUAAAAAUUGACCCAACACCAAACACCAAUAGGUCAACACUGAACUUGAAAUCACACAUUAAGCACACCAUGACAACAAAACUGUAACAAAUGGAUCACUCUCAUCUGUAAAGGGGCUUUCUUACAAGGGCCCUGUUGUACAAAAGUUACUAUCAUGGUAAUGCUUAACAGCCAAUCAGAAUCAAGAAUUCCACAAAAGUUACCAUCGGAUUGCAAAGUUACUCUUUCUUUUUAAUAUGCAACAGGCCCCAGAAUGUUUUAGCCAGCAUUUGCUGUUUUAUUAUUUAAUCAUUUUAAAAAAAAAUCUAGAAUUGCCUUUUCCAAAUGACAAUAAUUAUUUCAUGACAAUAACAUUUUACUAACAGGAUUAAAAUUAUAAAAUGACUUGCCAUACAUACAUCAGGGCCCUGUUGCCUAAAAGCUACCAUUAUGGUAACUUUGCCAUGCAAUGGUAACUUGCAUGGAAUCCUUGAUUUUGAUUGGCUGUUGAUCAGCGUUACCAUGGUAGUUGCCAUUAGAUGGCAAAGUUAUUAUACUAAUAACUAAUGCAGUCGGGUCCUGAUGUUCUGCCCAUUAUUAUUUCUGAUGACCUCCCCUCAAUUGCAUGAAUGGGAAGUGUCACUUUAUUAAGGGGUGUAAGAAAAUAUUUGCAAUCAAUUGGUCUACGCAAUUUUGAUUAAAACAAAUCUAUUCUUAUUCAAGAAGCAGACCACUGAUCAGUUGUAAAUUUGCACGACUUGUGAUUGAUUUGGACCUAAAAUUGAUUUGCAAUCGAUUACAAUUUUCUUGCAACACCCCCUACAUAUAAACAACUACAAGGAUGCAUGAGUGGUUGAUUUAUUUCUAUAUUUUCAAGUAAACAUCUUUAUGGUCUUUAGUAGACCUUUCAUUACACAGGGCCCAGUAUCACAAAAGUUAAUAGUGACCAGUCACUAUGGUGUUUGUGAUUGAUUUAUAUGCAGUCAAUUAUACAUACAUGUAUCCAUUGUACUAUCAAUAGACCAGGGGUCUGUUGCAGAAAGAGUUGCAUUUAAACGCAAGUCAAAAAUCAAUCGCAAGUCCCAAAGGCGUGCUGUUGAUUGGUUGAAAAUCAAGUUGCAAAUGAUUUUUAGAGUUGCAAUUGAUUUCAACUCUUUCUGCAAAGGGCCCCAGUUCGUAGUUAGCUAACAGGCAGGUUUGUUCAAAUUCUUCCAUUAAGAUAGACAAAAACAUAGCAGGAUGCAGAAAUUAUAUAGACCAGGUGAUUAGAAUUGCGCAUCAAUGAAAUUGUAUAUGUUGCAUUUGUACGUUGAAUGCAUUAGCAUGUUGCAAUGUACUCGGCCUACUAUUAAAUACCAGUUGCUAACGGACACAGUAACAAUAACUUUCCAGUGGAUUUACUGAAAAGCACAAUUCAAAAGAAUAUUUGGAUAAUGGAGACCUCAAAGUUGGUGCUGAUCUCAUUGAGUAUCAGACCACCAUGCCAUUUGAGUUCAAGUGGCCUUCCUUUGCUCAUGCGCAUGAUGGAACAACGUACUGGCCUAUAGCUGAGCUUUGUGUUAAGGGCCCAGAGGAUCAAAUGAUCGGUAAGAGCUAAUUUACAAUAUUGUUUAUUCCACUUGUGACUCCUUUAUGUAAACAUGAUUGAUAAGGAGUGGUUUUCCUUGAAACAGAGAUACUUCGCUGCUCGACAGUAAAAUCUACUGAAGUGACAAUAAUUCUGGAUUGUGAAGAAAAGGUCAUGGAUCUCACCAGGAUCCACUCGCUCACAGAACCGUGUUUGGCAGUUGAUUUCUAUCUAGUGGGUCGCGCGUGCUGCGACGCCACUUCUGGCGUCCGUCCACAACACACGACUUCUAUGGCUUGAUUUUUCUGUGCGCGGCGGCAGGUAAUGAACACUUUAGUGACCAGGAUCAUGACUGAAAUGACAGUCAGGCUUUACAAGCUUGACAGUGUCCAGGUGGGUGUUUAAUAAAGCUGUUUAAAGAUACAUAUGACUUUACGCAUGACUGGUGAUCCUUUCUUGUGCUAUGCGACAUCCCUAUGUAAUUGAGUUAUGACCCAAGAACAGGUUCCAGUCGUGCGUAAAGUCGUUCGUAACUUUACGAACAGCUUUAUGAAACACCCAUCAGAGCUAUCUUGUCACCUUAACCUUCUUGAAAUCGUAUUUCAUUCAUCUUUUUUUAGAGAGAUCCAUCUUACAUGCCAUGGAAUAUUUUGUUGUAUUAUAUCUGCCAUAGCAUAUACUCUGUGUGUGCAAUUUGAAUAAAAGACACCAAGAUUCAAA